Messenger RNA from Acaulospora morrowiae, 1110 nucleotides. The record is from the annotation of a GenBank genome assembly. NCBI's taxonomy places the organism in Eukaryota, Fungi, Glomeromycota, Glomeromycetes, Diversisporales, Acaulosporaceae.
GGAUACAAAAAAGUUCGCAGCGGGAUUACACGAUAAAGUUGGAUUCAAACGAGGAGAUGUCUUGGCAAUCGUUUCGCCUAACCAGGUUGAUUAUCCUAUUGUAUUAUUUGGUGCGAUCGCCGCUGGUGGCAUAGUGUCUCCCGCAAAUCCAACAUACACGGUCAAGGAGCUAUCAUUCCAAUUAUCCAACUCUGGAGCUUCUAUGAUAAUUUCCUAUCCCUCAUGCCUUUCUACAAUCAUUGAGGCCGCCGCCGAAGUCGGAAUUCCUCGUUCUAAAAUAUUUUUAAUUGGUGAUAAAGAGGUUGAUGGAUUUCAACCAUAUAGCACAUUAUUUAUCGAUCGGGAAUUUGAGCCCGUAGAGUACACGCCGGAAGAGGUCAAGAAUACCGUUGCAAUUUUAUGUUAUAGUUCGGGCACUACUGGGAAAAGUAAAGGUGUUCAGACCACUCACACUAAUAUUAUCGCAAAUGUGGAGCAGUUUAUCUCAAUUGAUAAGGGACUUAGUCAAAAGGAGGUUUUCAUGGGUGUAUUGCCAUUCUUCCAUAUUUACGGAUUGAAUCUUCUCCUCCAUGCUGUUUUGAUCUUGGGCGCCUCGACGGUAUUAAUCCCAAAGUUUGACUUGGCAACAUUCUGUCGCGUGGUACAAGACUACAAGGUCACCUAUGGUCACCUCGUGCCUCCAAUAAUUUUGCUAUUGGUCAAAGAUCCAACUGUUAAAGAGUAUGACUUGUCGAGUUUGCGAGUUAUCGUUAAUGGAGCUGCUCCUCUUAGCAAAUCAUUAAUUGACGAUAUGCUUAGUAUUCAUAAUAUUACUGUCAAGCAAGGAUAUGGACUUACUGAAACAUCGCCAGUCAUCAGUGUUGAUGAUGAGAAGGGAUCGACAAAAGGCAUCUACCGUUCCGUCGGAAAACUGUUACCUAAUAUUGAGGCCAAGAUAAUUGCGGAAAAUGGACAAGAAUUAGAUUGUAAUCAACCCGGGCAACUUUGUGUUCGAGGUCCUAACGUAAUGAAGGGAUACCUAAAUAACGAAGAGGCAAACAAUGCAGCUUUCGAUAGUGAUGGAUUUUUAUAUACAGGAGAUGUCGCCUUCAUUGAUGAUCAAGGUCAAUC